AUGGCCGGCACUCUGACCCACCCAGGCUCCCCUAACCCCGGCUACACCUCCAACAACGCCGCGGCCCCCGUCCCGGUGCCGGCCAUCACACAGACGGACUCCAGGGACAAAUGGAGCAAAAAAAUGGAUUUUCUCCUGUCUGUCAUUGGCUUUGCGGUGGACCUGGGAAAUGUUUGGAGAUUUCCGUAUGUGUGUUAUCAAAACGGUGGCGGUGCUUUCCUUAUUCCCUACAUAUUGAUGGCCAUCUUUGGCGGUGUGCCGCUCUUCUACAUGGAGCUGGCACUGGGCCAGUUCCACAGAACCGGAGCCAUAUCCAUAUGGAAACACAUCUGUCCCAUUUUCAAAGGUAUAGGAUAUGCCAUUUGUGUCAUCGCCCUGUACGUGUCCUUCUACUACAACACCAUCAUCGCCUGGGCCCUCUUCUACUUCUACCACUCUUUUUCCACCGUCUUGCCUUGGACAAACUGCGACAAUGUGUGGAACACCCCCGACUGCACCAACUACUUUGGCACGGACAACGUCACCUGGACGAAUUCCUCCAGGUCUCCCGCAGAGGAAUUUUACACGAGGAAUGUUCUUGAGAUCCACAAGUCUUCGGGGCUGAGAGACGUCGGGGGGGUUCGCUGGCAGUUGAUGCUCUGCCUUUUUCUCAUUUUCACCAUCGUAUACUUCAGCCUGUGGAAGGGCGUAAAGACUUCAGGGAAGGUAGUGUGGGUGACGGCCACCUUGCCCUACAUUGUGCUCUUCAUCCUGCUUAUUCGAGGCGCCACUCUGCCAGGAGCCUGGAGAGGUGUGGUGUUCUACCUGAAACCACAGUGGGGGAAGUUGCUGGAGACCCGUGUAUGGGUGGAUGCGGCGGCUCAGAUUUUCUUCUCCCUGGGGCCCGGGUUCGGCGUGCUCCUGGCUCUCUCCAGCUACAACCCUUUCACAAAUAACUGCUAUCGAGACGCCAUAGUGACCAGUUUGGUGAACUGUUUGACGAGCUUCGUGUCGGGGUUUGUGAUCUUCACGGUGCUCGGAUACAUGGCAGAGAUGAGGCAGGUGGAGGUGGAGGAUGUAGCCAGGGAUAAAGGUCCAAGUUUGCUCUUCAUCACGUACCCAGAGGCCAUUGCAAACAUGAUGGGCUCGACCUUUUUUGCAAUCAUCUUUUUUGUGAUGAUGAUCACGUUGGGACUGGACAGCACGUUCGGGGGGCUGGAGGCGAUCAUCACUGCUGUGUUGGAUGAAUACCCGGAUCGUUUCUCACACAGGCGGGAACUUUUAGUUCUGGGCUUGGUAGUCGUCUGCUUUUUGGGCUCUCUAAGCACCCUUACAUAUGGUGGUGCCUAUGUGGUGAAGCUGCUGGAGGAAUUCGGAGUGGGAUGCUCCAUUAUAGCUGUGGGUUUCCUCGAGGCCAUCGCAGUUUUCUGGUUCUACGGUAUCACAAGAUUUAGCAAUGAUGUUAAGGCCAUGCUGGGCAAAGCUCCAGGAUUGUUCUGGAAGGUGUGCUGGGUGGCCAUCAGUCCAGCAUUUCUAGCGUAUAUUAUAGUGAGCUCCCUGCUGAAAGUGCCGCACCUGACGCUGUUCGACUACACAUACCCAGACUGGAGCAUCACAGUGGGAUACAUGAUGGCCCUCUCCUCCUUCAUGUGGAUCCCCAUCUACAUGGUCUACAAGCUGGUGUGGACCCCUGGAUCUCUCAAACAGAGGUUGGCGGUGUGUCUCAGACCGGAGAGGACCCUACCUGACAUCCACGCUGACAGCCUCAACAUGGCCACUGUGCCGUAGAAAGAAAAAUAUCCCUUGCUUGUAGUUUCUACUCAAAAACCACAGUUUUAAGUUAUUAUUUAUGACUGGACCUAAAGGUUAUCUGACAACGUGACAGUUACCUGCUGAUUACAUUACAUUACAUGUUACUUGUUAGAUGCUUUUAUCCAAAGCGACUUACAUACUCAAUACUGUGGACAAUCCCCACUAGAGCAAUUUUGGGGUGAAGUGUCUCAGGGACACAACGACAUGCUGACUGCAGUGGAGUUUGAACCUGUGCUCCCCUGAUCCUAACACCAAUGCACUAUCCACUACGCCACACGCCUGCGUGUGGCGCUGAUGAUAUCCAACAUGACAACUUUCACUGCAC
Molecule: messenger RNA, 2116 nt
Organism: Trematomus bernacchii (emerald rockcod)
Lineage: Eukaryota; Metazoa; Chordata; Actinopteri; Perciformes; Nototheniidae
Gene: slc6a4b
Product: solute carrier family 6 member 4b
Exons: 13
Coding region: 1-1767 (588 amino acids)
Biological process (GO): sodium ion transmembrane transport; serotonin uptake
Cellular component (GO): neuron projection; membrane
Molecular function (GO): serotonin binding; serotonin:sodium:chloride symporter activity
Source: RefSeq, a predicted model, not a curated record